This is a messenger RNA of Condylostylus longicornis, 4162 nucleotides long. RefSeq lists its product as uncharacterized. NCBI's taxonomy places the organism in Eukaryota, Metazoa, Arthropoda, Insecta, Diptera, Dolichopodidae. The record is from RefSeq and is a predicted model, not a curated record. The transcript is spliced from 19 exons. The coding region runs from base 160 to 3144 and encodes 994 amino acids.
AAUUUCAACAAUUUUAAUUCAAAAAGUUUUAAAGACUUUUAAAAUCACAGUGAUUUAAAAUUAUUAUUAUUAUUUUUUUUUUUCAAUUAAUUUAUUGAUAUUAUAAGAUUGUUAUAAGAAAAGUGAAAAUUACAAAAAUGAUGUCGAUGGAAUUACAAAAUGGAUUUGGCAGAUCAAAUCGAUGAUUAUAUCUGCUCAUUUGAAGGAAUUGGUGAUUUAGCAAUGGAUUCAUUAGCGAUAUUCGUAUUUAUUUGGGCUGUAAUAGCCCUAUUCUUAGUAUGGCUGUGUAAAUUUUUAUAUCGAAAAUAUUAUUUAAAAAUUGAUUCGACAACAACAACAGUUACUGAUGGAACAAAAACGGCAACUGGUGGUGCAAUAACACCAAAUGGUAAAGCAAUAACAAAUAGUAUCGGUGCUACUAAAUUAUUAAGUGGAAGCGGCGUUGGUGGUGGAGUCGGUGGUCUUAUUGAUCAACCAAGACGUUUAUCAGAGCCAAGAGAAAUUCUAGCGAGUAAAGAAACUAAAGAAUUAUCUUCAGUUAGACCUUUAGGUGGAGGCCUUGGAGGCGGAGGCCUCGGUGGUGGUAGUAUGAGACAUUCACGCGGACAUGUUCCAGCUACACCACCCACUCGUAAACGAAUCGUACGUCAAAGUCCAGGACCGGAAUUACGUAAAAAACGUACUGUUUUACCGCCAGCAAAUGUUGUUGGACCAGAAACUUCAUCUGUAACAUGGACAAGUCAAGUAUUUCGUUGGUUAUACAGCGAUUUAGUCAUUGUUAACGAACUUUUAAACACCUGGGUUCAUACGUUAAAUGAAAAUUUGAAGAAUUCUGUAGAAAAUUAUUGGUAUAAAUGGAUUGAUCAGACACCAAUUCAACGAUUACAAAGCGCUCAAAAUCAUCCCUAUACUAUGAUGGCAAUGACAUUUCAAUUUUUUCUUCAACAUGGUGUUGGAAUUGAAAUUGUUCGAGUUCUACCGGAUAGUCCACCACCAACAUUGGCAAAUUUAUUUUGUCAAGCAAAUGAACAGAAUCCAGCUGAUAUGGUUAUAACAAUGGAUUGUGAUGCUCAACCGAUAUUACAAGUUAAAGCUUAUCGUCAAAAAAAUGGAAAAGUUGAAACAUCACACUAUAAAGUUACAGUAUCACGUUUUCGUGGACGUUUAUCAAUUAAUCAAAAUUAUAACACAUUAAAGGGUGAUAUGAGAGUUGAAGGAUUUCCGGAUAUUCGUAUUGCGAUGAACAGUGUUGGACAUAUUAAACCAAUUGAUCAAGAUGAACAACAACUUCAAGAUGUCAUUAGUGAAAUUGUAACACAUGCCCUACGUGAUUCUUUAUAUCCAGUUGAUUUUUCAAUUUAUGCAACAUGCCCUCGAGCUGAAAUUGAAAUACCAGAAAUACCAGUAAAUUUACCAAUACAUUAUGAUUCUUUAGCGUAUAAUAUGGAGCAUUUAAAUGCUAAUCGUUAUGGUGGAACACCAUUAAUGUCAUCCGGUAAACGUUUAUUAGUUAAAAUAGUUAAAGGUGAUGGUUUAGCGGCAUGUGAAGGUGCCUAUGUUGUUAUUGAAAUGGAUGAACCACCACAAAAAAAUCAAACUGGUGCUAGACAAGGUACCAAUCCAUAUUGGGAUGAACAUUUCUUAUUCGAUUUAACUGCACAAUCAGCUGAAAUAUUAUUUGAAGUAUAUGAUAGCCCAAUUCGAGCCAAUGAUCCACCAAAAUUUUUGGGUUUAGGUUUAGUUGGUAUUGAUGAAUUAGCUGUUGGACCAGCAUCAUCACAAACAUUAGCCUUACAACCUAGACCAUAUGAAACAGAAAAUGUUCAAGGUGCUAUACAAGUUGAAUUUGUGUUCAUUGAAGGUGCUGAAAUACCAUCUGGACCUAGACCAUAUAAAUUAAAAGAAGCCUUACGUAUUAGUACACCAAUUAUAAAUGAACAUAUUAAAAAUGGUUCAAAUUUAGCUGAUGCUGCUGUUAAAGCAUUAAAAGAAGGUGCAUUAGCAACUGAAGAAAAUCCUAGUAAAAGUACUUUAAUUAUACAUAGUGUUCAGAGGAGUCGUUCCCCAUAUAAGGUUGAAUCAGUAGAUGGUAAAAUUGUAGUGACAGAAAAUGUCAGUGAUAAUAAAUUAGAAAGUGAUGUUGUUCAACAGCAACAACAACAGCUACAACAACAACACAGACACAGUACUUCAGAAACAACUGCAAGUCCCACUGAUAGUGUAGCUCCACAAAUAUUAACUGAUGAUAAUACGACUAUAAAUACGACUGAUAGUGGUAUAAAGAAUGUAACAGGUAACGAAGAAAUCUUAAAUGGAACUGUUGACAGCGGUAAGAUGGGACAACCUUUAGCAGAAUCAUCACCUCAUCAACAAUUAAAUGGUCAUGGCAAUGUUACAUCUCAUGGUGGUAUAUUAAUGAAUCAUAAUAAUUAUCAUCCAUCAAAUACGCAUAAUUUAACAAAUAAUAAUGAUGCUUUAUAUAAUGAAGAAAAUCGUGGAAGAGCACAAAAAAAACGUGAUUUCUUUGGUACAUUAAAACGUCGACUUGGACGUUCAAAAACAAGAACUCAAUCAGCAGAACGCGGUAUGAUACCAAUCGAUCCAGAUGAUCCCGGUGCAGUACGUUCACUUUCAAUGGAUCGCGGUAUUGCAUCUAAUAGUCAUUCUAUGGCCGGACAUAACAAGUCCAGAUUUGAUCGUUCUCGGCAAUCCUCAAUUUCAGAAUCCUCAGCAAUAUCUGGUUUUUCAUCAGCUAGCUCAAAGACAUUUGUUCAUGAAUCUUCCACAUUAGUUUUGGAAACUAUUGAAAAUGGUGUUAAAAGGCAUUUCUUAGUACCACUUGAAAUAGCACAACGUCCAAGAUGGCGUCGUAAAGGAACAAAAUUACAUAUAUAUAAUGAUCAUACAUUUAUCGCUAAGCAUCUUAGCGGUGGCUUAAGUUGUACUAUUUGUACGAAAUCAAUACCUCGCCGACCUGGUAAACAAGGUUAUGAAUGUCGUGAUUGUCAAUUAAUAUGUCAUAAACAAUGUCAUAUUCGUGCACCACAAUCAUGUCCUAAUCCGACUAUUCUAUCGAUGGAAUUGGCAUCACUUCCGCGCCUUAUGGUAUGUGGUGAUUACCGAGCAAGAAGGCAUAGCGUUUAAAAUGAGAAUGAAAUUAUUAAAAAAAAAAAAUUUAAAGGAUUCUGCAAUAUAUUUCUUAACUUUUUUUUUGUUAAAUUAUAAAAUUUUAUAAAUUUAUGAAAUGAUAAAAUUUUCAUGAAAUAUUUCACACUACUCGUAUAUACUUUUAUUCAAUAUAUUUUCAUUUCUUUGUUCUCGUUCCUGAAUUUUCACAUUUUAUUUAAUAAUGAAAUGCAAAAGGCAGAAAGAAAGGUGAAAAGUUGAAAAAUAAAACUUUGAAGAGAAUAAUUUUAUGCUUGUAUUCAAAAGUUUUUGACAAGUCUUAAAAAAAAAUAAAUGUUGCCAUUUUCUUUUUAGAAAAUGUCAAAAAGUCAAAAUUAAAUGAACGGGAAAUUAAUUUUUCACUUUUGUUUUUGCAAAAUAUCGUUGUAUUUUUUUUUUUUUUUUACUUCCAAAUGUUCUUGCAUAUAAAAUAUUUCAAAUGAAAUUUAAAGAAUCCUUUCAUAAAUUAUGUACAGUGAAAACUUAAUUUUCUUUGCGAUUUUGAACAUUUAUUUAAUAAAUUUUGAAGAUAAGUCGGAUUACAAUUGUAUUUUAAGCGCUUGGUUUAAAAGCGAUCAUAAAUGAUUUAUGAAUGAUUCUUAAAAUUUUCCUUAUUCAAAGUAGUUUUUGUAUAUCUUUGCUGCUCUCAUUUCUUAUAAAUUUCGCUAAAUGUGGUCAUUUCAACAUAUUAUUAUUGUAAUUAAAAAAAAACAAAAAAAAAGCCCGAGAAAUAUUUCACUACAUAUUUAAAAUUUUAUUUGUAUGUAUACAAUUUGUUUUUGAUAUUCUGGUAUUCGGAAUAUAUCCUAAGGAAGAAACACUUCUUUUCCCCAUACUUCUGAUGCCCCCUUUAGUAACAUGUUCCACUAUUGGAAACCCUGAUUCAAUGCACUAAUUGUAGUUCUAAUUUACCUUGUUGAACAUCUACUAAUUAAAACCUAAAUAUACAUUAUGAAUUAAUAAAUAUAAACAUAGUGAAUUAAUUAUACCUAAAUCA